Molecule: messenger RNA, 1128 nt
Organism: Gloeophyllum trabeum ATCC 11539
Lineage: Eukaryota; Fungi; Basidiomycota; Agaricomycetes; Gloeophyllales; Gloeophyllaceae
Exons: 13
Coding region: 1-1128 (375 amino acids)
Source: RefSeq, a predicted model, not a curated record
AUGUCGCUCUCGUCGCUUGCUGAUGCGUUCGCCCCGUUCAUUAGGGAGAUCCAGUCGACCCGGUACGCGGAACUCGCGUCAAGCGCUAUCGUAAUAUACGACCAUUUGAUCACCUUGGACCAGGAGAUAGACCUAAUAUGGAAGGCUUCAUGGACACCCGGAAAAGUAUUAUUCUUAACGAACCGCUAUUACGUUCUUGCAAGUGUAAUAUUCAACAACUACGAACAGUUCUCUUCACCACACAUCUCUCCGACUCGUUGUACGUGCCUUCGUAUCAAAGAAAUUUUGCAGAAUCAAUCUCACAUUGCUCGCUGUCUUUUCCGCGGGAUUAGCUGCGUUAAAUGGUUUCGAUGGCAAGGCACGACGGGCUUGCUAGUGUCCACGAUAGCCGAAAUCAUCCUCCAACUGCGACUCUACGCGCUGUACCACCUCAACCGACGCGUGCUCGUGCUCAUGUGCGGGGCGUUCCUGGUCUCAGCAGGCACAGCGGCCGUGAUCAUGGGCAUGGUGCUCGCGCGUAUAUCAGGUGCGUCUCCUCCGCGCGUCCUCUCCGCGCCCUUCCAACGCCAGCCAGCGCACUCGGGCCUCAUCCCGGGCCUGCCGUUCUGCAUCCCCGUGAACGUGCCCUCGUGGUUCUACACGUUCUGGAUCCCGACGCUCGGCUUCGAGAGCCUGCUCUGCGCGCUCGCGUUGUUCCGCGCGUUCAAGGACUUUCGCAGCCGCACGAGCCUCUUCCAGAGCGGGCGGCACAUCGUGAAGAUAUUGAUCCGGGACUCGGUGAUUUAUUACCUCAUUAUGUUUGCGACGUACUUUACCAACCUCGUCAUAUUCCUCACUGGCAACGUUGGCGUGCUCGAGUCCGGGAUCGGGUUUGCGGUGACGAUGUCGUGCGUGAUGGGCAGCCGGCUGUGCCUGAACAUCCGCGACGUGCACCACGAGCUGGAGGUGUCGACCGCGUCGCAGCAGCAGCAGCAGCAGCACCUCACGCAGCCGUCGUUCGUGUCCGGCGGGCGGAGUGCGUACGGGACGGCGAGCCGCGGGACGAAUAUCGUGGUUUCGAGCACGUAUGCGCUGACGGAGUUUGAGCUCGUGGAGUUGCGGAAUUUGCGGGCGCAGGGGAAGGUGUAG